Molecule: messenger RNA, 1374 nt
Organism: Adineta steineri
Lineage: Eukaryota; Metazoa; Rotifera; Eurotatoria; Adinetida; Adinetidae
Source: the annotation of a GenBank genome assembly
AUGUCCGAAAAUAAGAUUGAAACUUGUACAUAUUCGAAAACAGCUGUUGAAAAUUGUUCAUCACCAGUUAUUAUGAAUAAUUUACAUAAUAAUGAAAGUUUUUAUUCAACACGAAGUUUAAGCUAUUCCGAUAUGGAUUUAUCACAACAACAACAACAACAUCAGGGUACUGAAGAAUUUCAUUUAUCAUCAGCAAUGAAUAUAAAUGAUAAUACAUGUAAUCAUCUGGAAACAUCUCAACGUUCUUUAUCAACUAAUGCACUUGAUCAAUUAGUCGAUUCAACAAUAUCAACAGAUAUAAAUCAAUAUCCUCUUAAUGUAGAUUCACAUCCAGAACAUAUUCGACGUCAUAAUAAUAAUCAAAUCACUUAUCGACAAGAUGUAUCUAUACGCUAUUUACAACCACCUACUCCACCACCAUCAGGUCCUAUUGUUGUUCGUGAAAUUCGACCUCUUGCACUUCCUGAACCUCCUCCAUUAGUUAUUCGUCAAAAUCCUUCUAUUCCUAUGACUCCACCUCCCAUGAUAAUUCGAGAACGUCCACCAAUUCCACCUCCUGUCGAACCAACUCGUAUUGUUAAUAAAUAUUUACCUGCUCCACCACCACCUCCACGUAAAGUAAUUAUUGAACGACAAGCACCACUUCCACAAAAACCUCAACCUAUUAUUAUUGAAAAAUGGCUUCCUUAUCGAGCACCAUGUAAACGACGUGUUAUUGUUGAAUCAGCACCACCAUUGAUACCAAGACCUCCACAAAAAAAUACUGUUAUCACAUAUGAUGCUCCUCAUGUUCAUCUUAUAAAAAAUAUUCAUGAUCUUGGUAUUGUACGUGUCGAUCCUGAUAUAUAUACUGCUCAAUAUGGUUCACAAUUAGCAUCAAAUGAAUAUGUUUUAAAUACUAUGACAAAAUUUGGUGUUGGAAAUAAUUAUGCAAAUAUGAUUCAAAUGCAAUCGAUGAAUCAUAAUUUAAAUAAUCAUCAAUCGAUGAUUUAUAAUGAAAAUAAAACAUCAAAUAUAUAUGGAUAUCAAAAUGGAAUUAAUUGCGGUUAUAUUGAAAAACAUAUUGAAGAAACAAUAUUACCAGAUGGUAGACGAAAUUUUCAUUCGAAUACUACAGGUCCCAAUAUACAAGAAGUUUUACGACAAGCAUCCAUAAAUCGUCAAUUUUCACCAUCAUCUGGUCCAGGAUCACGUUCAACAAAAACUUUACCUGGUCAAGCAGCAUCUCCAUCUUCACUUCAUCCAAAUGCUGGUUCAGUAACUCCAACACAAUCACCAGCUCGUUCAAUGAAUCCUUCAUUGUCGAAACAACAUCCUCAAUCAUCAACUGUUUCAUUAACACCGACGAAUAGUCACGAAAAUGUUAUUUUGUAA